AUGGUUACUAAUGAUCCAAAGAAUCCGCCAAGCGUUCCAGAAGGCUGGUUAGCCAAAUUCGAUGAUAAAUAUAACACGUUUUUCUACGUCAACUUAAAGACUAAGAAGUCACAAUGGGAGGCACCUUCAGGCACAUCAUUCGAGCCUAAGUCUGCUGAUGAAGUGUUGCCACCUCCUUACAGUCCUACAUCAUCUAGUGGUGCUCGAGCACAAACUCAACCACAAGUUCAACCUCAUACUCAACCCCCGGUUCAGCAGUAUCCUCCACAACAAUAUCCUCCACAACAAUAUCCACCCCAGGGAUAUGGACAUCCCCCUCAACCAGGAUAUGGAUACCCACCUCAGCAGCAAUAUAUGCAACAGACACCACAAAGGUCCCGUAUGGGAGGCAUGGGUGGCUUAGGUAUGGGUCUUGGUGGUGGUAUGCUCGGUGGUAUGCUUUUAGGUAAUAUGAUGGGCAACAACCAAAUGGAAGCAUAUCAUGAUGGAUACCAAGAUGGAGGUAUGAACGGUGGUGAUGAUAUGGGUGGUGACAUGGGUGGUGACAUGGGUGGUGGUGAUUUCUGA
This is a messenger RNA of Debaryomyces tyrocola, 567 nucleotides long. The record is from the annotation of a GenBank genome assembly. Lineage: Eukaryota; Fungi; Ascomycota; Pichiomycetes; Serinales; Debaryomycetaceae.